GGAUGCAUUCUACAGAAACAUUUUAAACAAUAUGCAAUGGAAAUAAAAAAUUUUAAAGUGUACCCGGAUGAUAUAUGGGUAAUUUCUUAUCCCAAAUCAGGAACGACGUGGACGCAGGAGAUGGUAUGGCUCAUAGAGAACAAUUUGGAUUUUGUGACAGCUAGGAGAACCUUGCAGCGCGACCGUUUCCCAUUUUUUGAGGUUAAAUGCGCCUUGCUGAGGGAUCAGAAGACGUCACAUCCUCUGCAAAUGAUCGACUGUCUGAAGCGACCACGGUUCAUCAAGAGUCACCUGCCUGUGGAUCUGCUGCCUGCUCAGCUGUGGACUGUGAAGCCGAAGAUAAUUUACGUUGUCCGUAAUCCAAAGGAUGUAGCAAUUUCUUACUACUAUCAUCAUAGGCUGAUGCACGGCUACAGAGGAAACAUCAAAACCUUUGUUGAAAUUUUUCUUUCAGGCAAUGUGGCUUAUGGUCCAUACUGGAGACACGUCCUAGACUUCUGGAAGCUAAGGGAUGAGCCUAAUGUGUUAAUUAAUUCCUUCGAAGGUAUGAAAAAGGAUAUCUGCUCUGUCAUCAACAAAAUGUCACGCUUCCUCGGUCGGACACUGAAAGAAGAUCAGGUGACGGCUUUGGCACAGUAUCUGUCCUUCGAGAGCAUGAAGAACAACAGCUCAGUUAACUUUCAUAACAAAGGGCCAGACAAUGAAGUCAUCGACUUUAUCCGUAAAGGCGAAGUCGGCCAAGCGCCCAAUGAACUCGAGCCAGACCUUAUCGAACGCUUCGACGCUUGGAGUAAACGGCAUUUGCGGGACACUGACUACCAUGGCUCUCUGUGA
This is a messenger RNA of Schistocerca americana (American grasshopper), 834 nucleotides long. RefSeq names its product luciferin sulfotransferase-like. Lineage: Eukaryota; Metazoa; Arthropoda; Insecta; Orthoptera; Acrididae. Gene Ontology annotation, biological process: sulfation. Gene Ontology annotation, cellular component: cytoplasm. The record is from RefSeq and is a predicted model, not a curated record. Gene Ontology annotation, molecular function: sulfotransferase activity. The coding region runs from base 37 to 834 and encodes 265 amino acids. The transcript has 6 exons.